Molecule: messenger RNA, 1380 nt
Organism: Kluyveromyces marxianus DMKU3-1042
Lineage: Eukaryota; Fungi; Ascomycota; Saccharomycetes; Saccharomycetales; Saccharomycetaceae
Gene: ERG4
Product: delta(24(24(1)))-sterol reductase
Exons: 1
Coding region: 1-1380 (459 amino acids)
Biological process (GO): ergosterol biosynthetic process
Cellular component (GO): endoplasmic reticulum membrane
Molecular function (GO): Delta24(24-1) sterol reductase activity
Source: RefSeq, a predicted model, not a curated record
AUGUCGUCUAAACCUCAGCGCAAGAGCCAUUUGCCGCAAGGAAAAUACCUUAAACCCGAGGAAAUCGAAUAUGAAUUCGGUGGUGUUCCUGGUGUGUUUGGGAUGCUCAUUGGUUUCCCAGCAUUGAUGUACUACAUGUGGAUAUCAGCUAAAUUCUACAAUGGAGCAGCCGCGUGGCCCGCUGAAGGUGAAAGUUGGGGUCAAUUCUUGUGCCAUUUGGGUCAAUUGAUUAGGGACAACGCUACUCCAUCCUGUUAUGCAUGGAAGAUCUUUUUGACGUUUUGGGUUGCGCAAAUGGUUUUCUACUACACUUUGCCAGGUGUUUGGACCAAGGGCCAGCCAUUGGACCAUUUGAAUGGUAAGCAAUUGCCAUACUACUGUAACGCGAUGUGGACAUUUUACGUGUCCAACAUCAUUGUUUUGGCGCUACAUUACUCUGGUGUGUUCAAGUUGUACACCAUUCUCGAAAUGUUUGGCGAGAUUAUGACAUGUGCUAUCAUUUCCGGAUUCUCGUUCUCCAUCUUCUUGUACUUGUUCACUUUGUUUGUCACCAAGGACUAUCACAGAAUGACAGGUAGCCAUAUUUACGACUUCUUCAUGGGUGCUCCAUUGAACCCACGUAUCGGAUACUUGGACUUGAAGAUGUUCUUCGAGGUUAGAAUCCCAUGGUACACCUUGUACUUUUUAACCUUGGGUGCCUGUUUGAAGCAAUACGAGGACUACGGUUACGUUAGCCCACAGCUAGGCUUGGUUUUCUUGGCCCACUGGUUGUAUGCUAACGCAUGCUCCAAAGGUGAAGAAUUGAUCGUCCCAACCUGGGAUAUGGCUUACGAAAAGUUCGGUUUCAUGUUAAUCUUCUGGAACAUCGCUGGUGUUCCAUAUACGUACUGCCACUGUACCCUAUUCUUGUACUACCAUGACCCAUCAGAAUACCAAUGGUCAACCGCUUACAACGUUUCUCUAUACAUCACUUUGCUCAUCGCAUACUACUUCUUUGACACUACUAAUGGGCAAAAGAACUCGUUCAGAAAGCAAAUGGCUGGUGAUCUCACCGUUAGAAAGACUUUCCCAUUUUUGCCAAGACAAGUGCUCAAAAACCCAAAAUACAUGGUCACAGAAAAUGGAUCAUACUUGUUAAUUGAUGGAUGGUACAAGUUGGCAAGAAAAAUCCACUACACCGCUGACUGGACUCAAUCUUUGGUCUGGGGUUUGGCGUGUGGUUUCGAAAGUCCUUUCCCAUGGUUCUUCCCUGUUUUCUUCUUCGUGGUUCUUCUGCACAGAGCAUUGAGAGAUGAUGCCAAGUGCAAGAAGAAGUACGGUAAGGACUGGGAAAAGUACUGUAAGGAAUGUCCAUACUUGUUCAUCCCAUACGUUUUUUAA